This is a messenger RNA of Drosophila montana, 1957 nucleotides long. RefSeq names its product Lipoyltransferase 1 (gene Lipt1). The transcript has 3 exons. Bases 510 to 1745 code for a protein of 411 amino acids. Gene Ontology annotation, cellular component: cytoplasm; mitochondrion. Gene Ontology annotation, biological process: protein lipoylation. Gene Ontology annotation, molecular function: lipoyltransferase activity. Lineage: Eukaryota; Metazoa; Arthropoda; Insecta; Diptera; Drosophilidae. The record is from RefSeq and is a predicted model, not a curated record.
AUAAACAAAAGCAAUAAACCAAAAGGAAUACGACAAGCAGAGCAGAACAACAACAAAGCGUCAGACAGAAAAAUAAUAAGCUAAAAUAGAAACGCUACAGAUAAUAAUUAAUACAACUAACACACACACACACCUAGGCAUAGACAUAUAGACAUAGACUCAAACUCAACCUAACCACAAAAUAAGCAGAACAGCGGCCGUUAAAAACCUGCCCAAAAUAUAUACAUAUAUAUAUGUAAAUAUAUAUCAAUUAGCGACUUACGCUGACGUUGACCUUGUUUUUGUAACAACGAACGCAAAUAGUGAGCAAGUGCAUUGCCGCCGCCUGACAGACAGUGGGAGAGGGAAAGAGAGCGACAUAGCAACAUCGCCAAUUGACUUCCUUGUAAGAAGAGCGCAACAACAACAACAUUAGCGCUGCACCGAGUUGUGCAAUAAUAGAAAAAAAAAAGAACAAUUUAUACCAGCAGCUGUGUCAUUUUGCCUGAUUGUUAAACUAAAUAUUUAAUAUGAGCAUACUGUUGCGGCGCAAUUCGAGCCAGCUGCACUUGCUGCAGCGUCUGGGCGCAGCGACGUCGGCAGCAAUCACGCGGCUCGCAUCGAGCACUAAUGAUAACAACAAUGUAACCGAAACUGCAACAACAACAAAGACGCCGACGCCGACGACGACGCCAUCUGGUACUAAGCGCAAAACGCUUGCUGCUGUGGCUGACGCUGAUAUCAAGAAAUCGGUUUUCAUUUCGCAAUCAAGUGACGUCUUCACCAAUUUGGCACUGGAGGAUUGGCUGUAUAAGAACUUUGAUUUCGGGCAUCAUCAUGUGCUGCUCCUGUGGGUCAACGAGCCGUGCGUUGUCAUUGGCCGCCAUCAGAAUCCGUUUACCGAGGCGAACGUCUCCAAGCUCAUGGAGCGGGGCAUCACGCUGGCCCGUCGCAACAGCGGCGGCGGCGCCGUCUAUCACGAUCGGGGCAAUCUCAACUGCACCUUCUUCACGCCCCGCGAGCGCUACGAUCGCAAGUACAAUCUGAACAUUGUGACGCGCUCCCUGUUCCGCGAGUGGGCCAUCAAGACAGAGAUCAAUGAUCGCGAUGAUAUUGUUAUCGCCAACAAAAAGAUAUCGGGCACGGCCGCCAAGUUAGGUCGUCCCAAUGCGUAUCACCACUGCACCAUUUUGGCCAGCGCCAACAAGCUGCAUCUGGGCGAGUCGCUCGUCAAGGAGCCAGCCAAUUAUAUUAGCCGUGCCACCGCCUCGGUGCCUUCGCCCAUUCGCAAUCUGGUCGAUGUUAAUCGCAAAGUGAACGUGCCGCAGCUGCUCUCCGCAGUGGGCUAUGAGUAUCUGCGCACCGCAGCGACAGCACUGGAGGAUGGUGGCAGCACGCAGACAAUGAAGCAACGCGGCUUUCAGUUGAUCAAUCCCACGGAGAAAUGGUUCCCAGGAAUUGAGGAGCUGCGCGCCAACUAUAGCUCCUGGGAUUGGGUCAUUGGCAAGACGCCCAAGUUUACGGUAGAAAAAGAGCUCGAGGUGAAGGGCGAUGAGCGUGGCAUGAAGCUCAAGCUAAAUGUUGAAGUGGAAGCUGGUCUGAUGUCCAAAAUAUGCUUGCAGUUGCCCCAGAGCGAGCAGCUGGUGCCGGUGGUCACUCCCCUGCAGGGCCAGGCCUACAAUGAGCAAAAUCUGAACGGCAUCAUGGACGCCCUCAAGCUGGUCUCCACCUCAAAUAUGCAGCAGGCGAUGAACGGCUCAAUUUGAUUUUUGUUUUGCUAGCAGGAUCCACAGCAAUAGCUGCCUCUGUUUUAGCCAUUUCAUAUAUUUUACAAUCUGAUUUCAUAUUAUGAUCUAUACAACUGGUCUAAAUACCUGAACUAACAUAGCGUGUAAGAACAUUAAUAUUUUCCAUAUAUAUUUUAUAUACUUUAUAUAUCAAACAAACGAUUUGCAAUAAAUGCGUUACAUGAAAUGUA